Messenger RNA from Xenopus laevis (African clawed frog), 2252 nucleotides. It is a transcript of the gene fam3c.S, whose product is annotated as FAM3 metabolism regulating signaling molecule C S homeolog. Gene Ontology annotation, molecular function: carbohydrate binding. The record is from RefSeq and is a predicted model, not a curated record. Lineage: Eukaryota; Metazoa; Chordata; Amphibia; Anura; Pipidae. The transcript is spliced from 11 exons. Gene Ontology annotation, cellular component: extracellular region. The coding region runs from base 212 to 901 and encodes 229 amino acids.
AUAUCGCGAGAUGUGCAGUGUGAUGUCGGAUUAACUGUUAAACAGGAGCCAAAGAUCUCGACAUAACCGGUGCUGCGGGACUUUUGAACAGCGAUCAAGAAUCGCAGGCUGUGUUAAGAGAAUCGAGGCUGUGCCAGGAAAAGCAGGGCGCAAUCAGUACAGAGUGUGAUUCAUAAGGUGACCUGAUUUUACCGCUUGCCAUUUGACCACCAUGAGGAUAGCAGGUGCCAUAAAGUUUGUUGUAGCUGUUGCAUUGUUUUUACUGACGUUUUAUGUCAUAUCACAAGUAUUUGAAAUAAAGUCGUAUUCAAAUCUGGGUAAUAUUUUUGUUAGGUCUGCCCUGGACACAGUGGCACAUCCGACUACUAAGGCCCCAAGAUACAGAUGUGGUAUUUCUAAAGUGUGCCCAGAGAAACACUUUGCUUUUAAAAUUGCAAGUGGAGCUGCAAAUGUUGUUGGACCGAAGAUUUGCAUGGAUGAUAAUAUUUUAAUGAGCGGUGUGAAGAAUAAUGUUGGCCGUGGAAUCAACACUGCAUUGGUAAAUGGAAAAACCGGUGCAGUGAUUGAAACAACAUAUCAUGACCUAUGGGGUGGAGAGGUUGGUCCAUUUAUCGAAUUUAUUAAGAAGAUUCCAGAUGGAACUUUAGUUUUAAUGGCAACCUAUGAUGAUGGAGCAACAAAAUUAAAUGACGAUGCGCGGAAAAAGAUAUCUGAACUUGGGAGUACAUUAAUCAAUGUCCUAGCUUUCAGAGACAACUGGGUUUUUGUUGGUGGAAAAGGAAUAAAGACAAAAAGUCCAUUUGAACAGCACAUAAAGAAUAAUAAGGAUACCAACAAGUAUGAAGGCUGGCCAGAAGUUGUGGAAAUGGAAGGCUGCAUCCCUCAGAAACAGAACGAGUGACCAAAUCCAUAGAGCUUGAAAAUAAAGGACCUCAAAAUAUAUCUGUUUUUUCCAAAUCGAAGGCUCCCUUUCAGUCCACCCAAGAGCACCCACAAAUUAAUUAAUAGAUCAAUAAUUCUGGUCAAUCGUUAAUCUACUAGUUUUUUGGUGUACUAGUGUGGACAACCAAUAUGCACUCCAAUGCACUGCUAAGGAUAUAAGGGAAAUUAUGAAAUCCAUUGGUUUAGUUUUUGUAAACAAGUGUAAAUAUUCUGAACUAGAUCUGUCAUUGUGAGCAUGACUGUGGGAUUUAUUUAUUGCUAACAUAAAAAUAUUUUUGUAUAAUGAAUUUGAAACAAAUGAAUCUUUCUUUGCAGGACUAAAGCUUUUACAGUAUAAUAGGCUUUAUUCUAUUAACAUACUGGGUAGCAGAAGGAGUUAUGCUAUUGUGAAAGCGUUGCAUAGUCUGUUCCGUUAACAAUACUCUGCUCUUCAGGGCUUACUCUCUGCAAUGAACUGAAUUCCACCAAAGACUUUAAAGCUAAUUAUUCCUUGUAGUUUGCUUUAAUAACUAGUUUUAUGACAUAUUUCAGUGGGAACACUUGUUUCGACUAUCUACCAUUUUAGGGGUAGAUUGAUUUGAAAAAUAUAUGCAAUAUAUAUAUAUAUAUAUAUAUAUAAAUGAUGCAAUGGCGUUAGUGACAUAGAUUACAAAAUGAAUCUUCUUGCUUGUUAUCUUGGUGGAUGGCUAGAUUUAGGAUUUUGUAAGUGCCCUUUUUGGUUUUAAUUUUUUUCUGACGGGGAGUACUUUCCAAUGGCAAUUACUUUGGACAAUGCUUGCAGUCUUGCACAAAAAUCCAAUUGUUGAACUAUAUUGCACGAGAGGGUGGCUUGGUUAUCUGGAAGAUAGUCUUUGGCUAAGAAUAAAAAGAUUUUAAGUGCAAAGCCUACUAUUUGUAGCCAUCCCUAUCUCUCCACCCCUGGAUUAACUGCUACUGAAAUGCUUCAUUUGGACUAGCAAUGAUAGUGUUUAUUUCAUAAUGAAAAUGCACAGUUGUAAUAUAUGAACAGCUUUAUUAUACUGAAUCAGUUGUCACUUCUUUUUUUUAUAUGUUAGACUUGUGCAACUUGUGUUGGAGUUUGGUUUCAUAGAUUGCAAGAGUUGUAUCUCCACGUUAUCCCCUCGUUCAAGUUAUUUGUGUUACAGAGUUGCUUGGUAUUUCUAGCUAUGGUUGGAAGAUUUUUUUUUUCUUAGGCAAUAUUCUGUGUGACAAAUAUUUAGAUGUGAAUAUUGCCUCUAUAAGCUUAAGGGAAAAUGCAUUCAAUCUCAUUAAAGGACCAGUAACUCCAACAAUAAAUUGUAUUGAUCUCA